Molecule: messenger RNA, 972 nt
Organism: Sphenostylis stenocarpa
Lineage: Eukaryota; Viridiplantae; Streptophyta; Magnoliopsida; Fabales; Fabaceae
Source: the annotation of a GenBank genome assembly
AUGGGAAGACCACCUUGUUGUGACAAAGAAGGGGUCAAGAAAGGGCCUUGGACUCCUGAAGAAGACAUCAUAUUGGUGUCUUAUAUACAGGAACAUGGUCCUGGCAAUUGGAGGGCAGUUCCUACCAAGACAGGGUUGUCAAGAUGCAGUAAGAGCUGUAGACUUAGAUGGACGAAUUACCUAAGGCCAGGAAUAAGACGUGGUAACUUUACAGAACAAGAGGAGAAGAUGAUAAUCCACCUUCAAGAUCUUCUAGGAAACAGAUGGGCUGCAAUAGCUUCAUACCUUCCACAGAGAACAGAUAAUGACAUAAAGAACUAUUGGAACACCCAUUUAAGAAAGAAGCUGAAGAAGUUGCAAACAGAUUGUGAAGGUAGCUCGGGGGAAGGGUUUGCAGCCUCAAGGCAAAUUCCUAGAGGCCAGUGGGAAAGAAGGCUCCAAACUGAUAUCCAAAUGGCAAAGAAAGCUCUCAGUGAAGCUCUCUCCCCAGAGAAGGCAUCUUGUUUGUCUGCAUCAAACUCAAACCCUUCAGACAGUAGCAGUUCCUUCUCUUCCACCAAACCAGCUCAAUCUUUAUGCUAUGCUUCAAGUGCUGAGAACAUAGCUCGCAUGUUGAAGGGGUGGAUGAAAAACCCACCAAAAUCCUCACGAACUAACUCAUCUGUGACUCAGAACUCCUUCAACAACUUAGCAGCAGCAGGUGCUGAUACUGCUUCUAGUGGAGCAAAGGGACCGAGCAGUGUUGAAUUGUCCGAGAAUUUUGAAUCCCUGUUUGAGUUUGAUCAGUCUUUGGAGUCCUCAAACUCUGAUCAGUUCUCUCAGUCCGUCUCUCCUGAGGCCACUGUUUUGCAAGAUGAAAACAAGCCUGAUAUUGGUGCUGAGAUAAUGCCCUUCUCUAUGCUUGAGAAAUGGCUUCUUGAUGAGGCUUCUUGCCAAGAGAAAGUUGGUUGUGGAGAUGCCAAGUUUUUCUAA